GUCCACGGGGCGAACAGUCGAUGCGUGCCCCGCUUUUAAACGACGAUGUAGCCGCGCCGUUUCGAGAAAUCGCGCGUGCCACACCAAGAUCACUGUCACGAGAUCGAGAUCGAGCACGUGCACCGUGGAGAGCCAGAGGUUCGCGAGAGUCGUUCGCGAGAGAUUCGUCGGCCAUUCUUUCUUUGGAUCCUCGCCAGUGAAAGGACAAAAAGGGAAAAAGGAAACGAAGGAAAGAAAAGAAACGAAACGAAAAGCCGCGAUAUCUUUCGUUCGAAGUCGAAUUCGUCGAGUCCGAGAAGAAAUCCUUCCGAAGUUGGUGCCAAGUGAGAGAAGCUGGGUCUUCUUCUGUUUCUUUAUUCUUCCUUUUGUGACCGAUUCGAAAAAGUUUCUGCGGAGACCGUGUCGAGAUCUGUGAUACCGUGUGUCGAGUAAAGUCGGACGUUCCUCUUGAACAAGUAGAGAAAAAGAGAUCGAGAUAAUGACAGUCAUGGUGGAGUCGGUGAAAGCCGAGGAGGGCGAACGUCCGAAGAUCGAGACCUUCGACGACAUCCUGCCGUACAUCGGCGAGGCUGGCCGCUACCAAUGGUUCCUUUUCAUCGUGCUGCUGCCAUUCACCUUCGUCUACGCGUUCCUCUACUUCACGCAGUUCUUCAUCACGCUACUGCCAGCUGAACACUGGUGCACCGUGCCAGAGCUUAACAACCGGAACUUUACGGACGAACAAAAGAUCAAUAUGUCGAUACCGCCGGCAUCAUCGGAGGAACUGAAACUAGAAGGUGCGACUUGGUUCUCGCGAUGUAACAUGUACAAUGUGAAUUACACGGAGAUGUUGGACAAAGGUGUUACAAAAGCGGAUCCAUCGUGGCCAGUCCAACCGUGUCAAUAUGGAUGGACGUUCAAUCACACGAUGAUACCAUACAGAUCCAUUGCUGUCGAGCUGGAGUGGGUCUGCGAUCACGCAUUCCUCGGCUCGGCGGCACAAUCGGCCUUCUUCGUAGGCAGCAUUCUUGGAGGCUUAAUAUUCGGUUACAUAGCCGACCAUUAUGGCAGAAUUCCAGCGUUGAUCGCGUGCAACACGGUGGGCUUCGUCGCGUCCAUUGGCACCGCGUUCUGCAACACUUUCUGGAGCUUCUGCCUGGCGAGAUUGGUGGUUGGUUCCUCGUUCGAUAACUGCUUCAACGUGCUUUUCAUUAUCGUAAUCGAAUAUGUCGGACCGAAGUACAGAACUUUGGUGGCGAACAUGUCGUUUGGACUUUAUUUCGCGGCAGCCGCGAGCCUUUUGCCUUGGAUUGCAUAUUGGAUCUCAGACUGGAGGAUCCUGAGCAUGGUUACCGCGUGUCCUAUGGUGGUCGCGUUCAUAACACCAUGGAUCGUUCCCGAAAGUGCACGUUGGUACAUAACCAGUGGCAAGAUCGACAAGGCGAUCGAGAUGCUGAAGAAAUUCGCUAAAGUAAAUGGCAAAGAGGUGAAGCAGGAAAUAUUCGACGAGUUUGAGAAAAGUUGCAAGUCGUUGACCGAGAAGGAUCAUCUGCAUAAUCAGUACACUGUGCUUCAUCUCUUCAAGAUGCCGCGGCUCGCUCGCAUUACUGUCAUGCUCAUCGUUUAUUGGUUGAUGAUGGUGUGGGUAUUCGACGGCCACGUUUGGAACAUGAAACUUCUGGACCCUGACAUUUUCAUGUCGUUCUCCUUAGCCUCCCUUACGGAACUUCCGGCGGCCAUAUUGCUCGCCGUCUUCCUCGACAGAUGGGGCAGGCGAUGGAUGGGCUUCGCAUCGAUGUUGCUCUGCGCCGUUUUCUCCUUCAUUGCCAUCUCCACACCCGCUGGCCCGACAACGGUCGCCAUGGCGAUUAUAGCGCGUCUUGGAGUGAAUAUCGCCGCGAAUAUCGGUUUCCAAUAUGCAGCGGAAAUGCUGCCGACUGUGGUGCGAGCUCAGGGUGUGUCUCUGAUUCAUAUCAUCGGCUACGUUGCUCAUAUUUUGGGACCGUAUAUUAUCUAUCUGGCGGACGUUGAUCCAGCUUUACCCCUCAUUACUCUCGGUUUGCUGUCUUUUAUACACGCUUUUCUGACGCUCGGUUUACCGGAGACUCUGAACCAAGAACUUCCGGAAACGUUGCAGGAAGGUAACGACUUUGGCAAGGAACAAAGUUUCUGGUGGAUCCCGUGUAUAUCCUCAAGCAAAAUGUUGAAGAAGUCUUACAGAAAGAAGAAGGGCCUGUCGAAUCCAGCCUUCGCCGGCAGUGUUCAAAAGAUCGACUGCACUAGAUUAUAGCGACUGAUCUGGUCGUGUGGAACUUGCCAAAUCCUUUGUAAAUAUAGUUGUUAAAUGUACGAGUGUGAUGCUAGGUGUUAAGAUAUUUGCGAACGUGUUGAGAACUGUUGAGAGCUGCUGAGAGCUGUUGAGAGCUGUUGAAAGAGAUUAGGAAGAAGUAUCAGCUUCUGCCAUUGCGUUGCAGCGCGGUUAAAGAGACAAGCAUCAUCAAAUUACUCGAGGUACAAGUUUGUUAUCAAUUAACGUUUCAUCGACGAAGUGUCUUCAUUCUAAACGCCAAUCUUAUUCGAACUGUAUCUUUCAAGUCGAUCAUCUUUCACGAUGAUUUGAAGAUGCAUUGCAAGAGGCUUUUAUUAUUAUUUAUUUAACAUUAUUCAAAUAAUAUUACAAUUAACAUCGUAAGUAUUUCCUGUAGAAUCAUCCCAAGUGUUGGAAAUGACAAAGAACUCAGAUUUCAGAUUGUGGGAAGCGGAUAUGAAUAUUUAAGAAAGAUAUAUCUUCCUUCGAGUUUAAAAAUUGGAAAGAGAAAUCUGCAUUUCUUUUCUUCCUCCUUUAUCAAAGAAUUCACUUAUUUGUGAGAAGUGUCACUCGAAACGCGAGAGGAGUGCUUUCUUUACGCGUUGUUGAGCUUUGAACUUGUCUCGUUUUACUGCGAAUCAUCUUUGUAUCUAUAUAGGUAAUUCACGAAUCGCCGAGAUUCGAAUCGGCAGUUUCGAUCGACCCUUUUAAAACGUAGUGUACGCUUUUAAAACCUCAGGAAAACUGUCAAAGCUGUGUCAUAAUUUGAACAGACGCGUAAUUUCAAUGAAACAUUAAGAAUUGAAAUUGCCCUGUGAUACGAUAUAUAUUCUUCCCUUUUGCUUCAGUAUUAAUUAACGAAGAAUAUUUUCACUUGACACAAUUGAUUUUGUGAGUGAUCAAUCACUCGUCAAAUGGAAUGCAUUAAAGUAGCUAAUUGAUGUGCAUUAACCCAUUAACUGCCAUUAUCCUCACUGGGAUUCGCAAAAAGAAAUAUUCACGGUAACUCUAAAGGAAGAAUUCCUUGAAAUAGAAGAAGAUACAUAUACAGUAUUUUAAUACUAGUACAAUUAUUGAAUUAAAUUUGGCAUUUAAUGGAUUAAUUUUCAGAACUUAGAACUCAGGCGAAAACGGAUCGAAAUUUCCGUCACGAGCUCGACUACGAAUAACGUGAAAAUUCUCAUCCGUGAAGCGACACGGAUAUCUUCUAUUCCCAAUUACGUUCCUUCCGAUCCUCCGAGCUGUCCAUCCUAAGUGCUCAAUCUCCGUCACACCACUUUCGAACGAUGAUUCUAGCAAACAGAGUCAUUCGAUCGUUAGAGUCAUUCGCGUACUUAUAAGACUAGUCCCUGCUUUCAAUUCCUCGUUUAAAAAUCCACCGUAUACACGCAUAAUUUCUCGUUGCAAGUAUCAGGCAAUCGAUCGUUUCUCAAAGUCUGAGACACUUCGAAACAUUCCUACGUCAGAGAAAUUCAAUUGUAAAUAAUUAUUGUCGAAACCUAUAAGACAGACUCGAUCCUUAUUAUAUGAUACAAUGGACAAUUUUUUUUUUUAAACGAGAGAAGUCUCAUUUGAUCUUUGACAUUUUUUCGUAACACAGUAUUGUAAUUAGUAGACGUGUUCGUGCAAAUUUGUAUAUUUUUUUUGACGAACGUCGUUACGAAUUGAAAAUUUAUUAACAAUUUAGUGUACGUGAUCGUUGUUGUAAAGCUUGUAAUUGUAGGACAGAGCCAGACUGGGUGUACAAAGGAGGAUCAUCGGACACUGACGUAUUUUAGACAAAUGUAGCAAUUUAUUUUCGUUCGGAGGACACAGAUUGAUGUGUGUGCAAAUAAAAAACAGAAUUAUUUCUUAUAAUCAA
Messenger RNA from Frieseomelitta varia, 4148 nucleotides. RefSeq names its product carcinine transporter-like. Bases 479 to 2269 code for a protein of 596 amino acids. Gene Ontology annotation, biological process: transmembrane transport. Gene Ontology annotation, cellular component: membrane. NCBI's taxonomy places the organism in Eukaryota, Metazoa, Arthropoda, Insecta, Hymenoptera, Apidae. Gene Ontology annotation, molecular function: transmembrane transporter activity. The record is from RefSeq and is a predicted model, not a curated record. The transcript is spliced from 10 exons.